Molecule: messenger RNA, 1029 nt
Organism: Helianthus annuus (common sunflower)
Lineage: Eukaryota; Viridiplantae; Streptophyta; Magnoliopsida; Asterales; Asteraceae
Product: protein FAR1-RELATED SEQUENCE 2-like
Exons: 4
Coding region: 1-1029 (342 amino acids)
Biological process (GO): regulation of DNA-templated transcription
Source: RefSeq, a predicted model, not a curated record
AUGGACAUGAUAUUCACAAGCCUCGAUGAUUGUUAUUCAAUGUAUGUUACGUAUGCCAAGACUUGUGGUUUUUCAGUCAGGAAAGGGACUGAAAAGAUAAACGCCAAAGGUGUAAGACAUAUUAAGUAUUACAUGUUCACGAGAGCUGAGGUAUAUAAGGACAAGAAGGUUGAUACGUUGGACCCCAAUAAAAAAGAACGGUUAGUGCAAUCCAACUUUUCAAAGAGGACUGAUUGUGGUGCACUGUUAUGUGCAAUUUCUGAGGCUGGAUCAUGGAAGGUCUAUAAGUUUGUUGAGGAGCACAACCAUGAUCUUGUUGAACGUCCUGAUAAGCAUUUUCUUCCAACUGAACGACACCUCACUCAGCUCCAGAAGCAUGUUAUACACAACAUGUCUAAGUUGAAUUUGGGUCCAGUUAAGGCGUUUAAUGUAAUGAAGACUUAUUUUGGCGUUUUUGAAGACGUGGGUGCAAGUGAAGUUGAAUUUGAGAACUACAAGAGAUAUGCUAUGGUGUUUGUACCGUUCACUGGUAUAGACAAUCACCACUGCAAUGUUACAUUUGGUGCUGCAUUAUUGUCGUCAGAAACUGCUGAUACGUAUAUUUGGUUGUUGAGAGUUUUUCUAAAAGUUGUUGGUUCUCAACCAAAAGUUGUUGUCACUGACCAAGAUCCAGCAAUAAAGAAGGCUAUUUCUGCUAUAUACGGCGUUCUGUACCUCGUUACUGUUUUUCAUAUUGGUGUUAGGCUAUGCAAUUCCACCAAUUUCAAAGAACGUAUUUGUGGUGUUGUGUGGACGGAUAUUCUUACACCCGAAGAGUUUGAAUCAGAAUGGGAAGUGGUUAUCAGAGAGUUCAAUUUAGAAGAUAAUGACUGGCUAUCUGAUAUUUUUACACUAAGGGAAUCUUGGACACCUACAUACUAUAGAAUGGAAGAGCUGUCGAGCCUUAUGCGAACGACAUCGAGGUCGGAGAGUGAGAAUCAUUUUUUGGUCAAGUGUGCAAUUCAAAAGCUACUCUGGUUGAGUUCAUGA